GUGCAGUGUCACGCCAUGAAGCAGGACGGCGCGUCCCGCCGCCGCGGCGACAAGGCCAAGGCACCCCCGGAGGGACCCCCGCCCGCCCCCCCCGACGUCGAGAUGCAUGAAGAGGCGGCGCCGGCGGCCCCCGAGGCGGCCGGAGAGCGACAGCCCCAGCGGGAGCUGGACGCGAUCACGCUGGAGGACAUAAAGGAGCACGUGAAGCAGCUGGAGAAGGCGGUGUCAGGGAAGGAGCCACGCUACGUCCUGCGGGCACUGCGGGCUCUGCCCUCCACCUCCCGCCGCCUCAACCCCAACGUGCUGCACAAGGCCAUCCAUGGCUUCUUCACCUCCAACUGCACUGUCAGGGACUUCCUGCUCGGAUUCCUGGAGGAGUCCAUGGACACAGAAGCUGAGCUGCAGUUCCGCCCACGGACAGGGAAAGCAGCCUCAGCCCCUCUCCUGCCAGAGGUGGAGGCCUACCUGCAGCUGCUCCUCGUUAUCUACCUGAUGAACAGCAAGAGGUACCCUGAGGCUCAGAAAGUGUCCGAUGACCUGAUGCAGAAGAUCAGCUCCCAGAACCGCCGGGCCCUGGACCUGGUGGUGGCCAAGUGUUACUAUUACCACUCCCGCAUCUACGAAUUCCUGAACAAACUCGAUGUGGUCCGGAGCUUCCUGCACGCCCGGCUCCGCACAGCCACGCUGCGCCACGACGCCGACGGCCAGGCCACGCUCCUGAACCUGCUCCUGAGGAAUUAUCUCCACUACAACCUCUACGACCAGGCCGAGAAGCUCGUCUCCAAGUCUGUGUUCCCCGAGCAGGCCAACAACAACGAGUGGGCUCGGUACCUGUACUACACAGGGCGGAUCAAGGCCAUCCAGCUGGAAUACUCGGAGGCACGGCGGACCAUGACCAACGCCCUGCGCAAGGCCCCGCAGCACACGGCCGUGGGCUUCAAGCAGACGGUGCACAAGCUGCUCAUCGUGGUGGAGCUGCUCCUCGGAGAGAUCCCAGACAGGCUCCAGUUCCGGCAGCCCUCGCUCAAGCGCUCGCUCAUGCCCUACUUCCUGCUGACCCAGGCCGUCAGGACGGGGAACCUGGCCAAGUUCAACCAAGUCCUUGACCAGUUUGGGGACAAGUUCCAGGCCGAUGGCACCUACACUUUGAUCAUUCGGCUGAGGCACAACGUCAUCAAGACAGGUGUCCGCAUGAUCAGCCUGUCCUACUCCCGCAUCUCCCUGGCUGACAUUGCCCAGAAGCUGCAGCUGGACAGCCCCGAGGAUGCAGAGUUCAUCGUUGCCAAGGCCAUCCGGGACGGCGUGAUUGAGGCCAGCAUCAACCAUGAGAAGGGCUACGUGCAGUCCAAGGAGAUGAUCGACAUCUACUCCACAAGGGAGCCCCAGCUGGCCUUCCACCAGCGCAUCUCCUUCUGCCUCGACAUCCACAACAUGUCUGUGAAGGCCAUGAGGUUCCCACCCAAAUCUUACAAUAAGGACUUGGAAUCUGCAGAGGUGAGAUCUCACCAAGGUCUCUGCAGCCACCACCAUCAUGGGAAGGAUGUGGCUUCUGUCCCCAUCUGCCACCAACCUCGGCCUUUUCUUUCCAGGAGCGCCGGGAGCGUGAGCAGCAGGACCUGGAGUUCGCCAAGGAGAUGGCAGAGGACGAUGACGACGGUUUUCCGUGACCCUGGGCCCUGGCUGUGCUUUUUUAUUUGUCCCUUGGACAGAUGGUGGCUGAGCAGGGCCCUCCGUCCCCCCCCCCAGACCCCCUUUUAUAAAUCCCUGCAUGUCUGUACUGUGGGAGGGGACACGGGGGGGUUCCCUGGGCCCAUACCCCCUGACCACCUGUGCUUGUGGUGGGAUCCCCCUCCCCAGUAAACAUCCUUAAAAGGAUCCCUGUGGUGACAUCAGAGCCUGUGCCAGGGGGGCUUCAAAGGGAGCAGGGCUGGAAGGAGCAGGAGUGGGGUCUCUACUGGUGCCCCCACAGCUCCUAUGACAACAAUGGGGUCAAACUUUGUUAAACUUCAAUUAUGACUUUUAAAAUAAAAGAUGGAAAAACA
Molecule: messenger RNA, 2042 nt
Organism: Cinclus cinclus
Lineage: Eukaryota; Metazoa; Chordata; Aves; Passeriformes; Cinclidae
Gene: PSMD3
Product: proteasome 26S subunit, non-ATPase 3
Exons: 11
Coding region: 16-1860 (614 amino acids)
Biological process (GO): ubiquitin-dependent protein catabolic process; regulation of protein catabolic process
Cellular component (GO): proteasome complex; proteasome regulatory particle, lid subcomplex
Molecular function (GO): protein binding; enzyme regulator activity
Source: RefSeq, a predicted model, not a curated record